ACAAACAAUUUUGUGCAGUGAUUACUCGAAGCAUGCGAAACUAAUUGUCAGGAGAUGCACAACUGUUUUGUUGAAGACCAGUGCAUCCAAAAUUAGCUACCUGACUGUUCUUCUAAGUGAAAUUAUAAGUAGAUGUGACAUGCAUUACGCAACAAAAAUGUAAUCAGAAAUGAAUUAUUACAAUGUUUAGUGAUCAGAGCCUAAAUGUACAGGAAAAUGAACAUGCAGGUCGCACUGUGUUAAAACAAGGCUAUCUGCAUAAAGUUGAUCGGAGUCAAUACACAGCCAAAAGUUGUCCUUGCUGGUCUGUGGUAUUAACCAGAGGAUCUCUUGAUCUUUAUCGGAGUGUGAAAUUUGACAAAUUGAAGAGAAGUUACCCACUAGCUGUGAUCAAAGAAGUAAAAAAUGACACAGACUCUCCUUAUAAAUUCACUAUCUUUUUUUCAAGCCAACCCCCUCUUGUGUUUCAAGCAGAAAAUGAACGUGAUAGCAUUGAAUGGGUGAAGCUACUUAGACAAGGAGUAAAAAGUUGGAAAUGCAUUGAACCAUCAACUCAGGUGAAGAACGACAGUGUAAAUGAAGACAGUGAAUUAAAGAUCAUUUUUCCUUCUCAAAGAAUUUCACAGCAAUUUUGUAAUGAUGAAAAGUUAGAAACUCUUGGAGAAAGUUCAAUGAUAAAAUAUGCACGAAGCGGCAAAACCAUUCCGCAUGAACGUGUGUUCACCAUUGAUGAUAACUAUGUGCAUAUAAUGUGGAAGAAAUCUUUAACUAGUGGAGGAUAUCGUUAUAAUUGCUCAUUGUCAUUUCAAGACGUAACGGAAGUUCGAUGUGGACAACAAACAAGAAACUUCAAUCUCUUCCCUUACAUUGAAGUAGAAAAUCAAUCCUUCUCUUUAAUGUUUCAGAGAGACCAAGGAGAAUGGUGUGGCUUAAAUUCGCUAGAUCUCAUAUGUGACUCUGUUUUUGCAUUUCAACAAUGGAAACAAGCUUUGGAAAUCUUGAUUUAUGGAAAAGAUGGAAAGUUACCGCUGCGUGACUGUCAUAAGAUUUCUGAUCCCAUAUUGGUUUAUCUAAAACGCUAUUGGUCUGUUCUUGCUGAGAAAAAUUUCAUCUCGUUGGAUACUUGUUUGUGUUUCAUGUGGAACUUUAAUAAAUCAGUUCGAAAACGAGCAUUACGAAGUUUUGUAAGGAAUAUUUCACGUUGUCAAUUUGCUGAGGAGCAGUUAAACUUGGAUUACUUUAUUUUUAUUUUCAACCUCCUCAAUCGACAAAAGCAGCUUUACGAAUAUUUCAAGAGCUUCGCAAAAUCAUUUCCAGAUCUUGGCAUGACAGCACAAGAAUUUUUAUGGUUUUUAACAGAUGAGCAAAAGAUGACAGAUAUGGACAUUACAACAGCAAGAAGCCUUAUUGCACAUCACGAUAAACAUAACUGGUUGUUUAAGAGGUUUUCAGCUGGUGAUGAUCCGACUGCAUAUCAGACAAGUGCUACUCUUCUCUCUUUCCAUGGCUUCAUGAGUUUCUUACGAAGUGGGGAUAAUUCAAUCGUAGACAGUAAUAUUGAACAGGAUAUGAACAGACCACUUUCUGAUUAUUUCAUCAAUUCGUCACACAAUACAUACCUAACUGGUCAUCAAUUAAAAGGCUUGUCAAGUUGUGAAGCAUAUGUGUACGCACUGCAGCAAGGAUGUCGUUGUUUAGAAAUUGAUUGCUGGGAUGGACCAGAUGAACCUAUUGUAACUCACGGCAUGACUUUGACGACUAAAAUUAAAAUGAGAGACGUUUUAGAAAUUAUAAAGGAGUAUGCAUUUGACUAUUCUCCUUAUCCAGUCAUCUUAUCUUUGGAAAAUCAUUGUUGUAAAGAACAACAGUUUAUGAUGGCGAAUAUGUUUGUUGAAGUGUUUGGUGAUAUGCUUGCGACUGAAGAUUUGUGUACAAACAACACGUUACCUUCUCCUGAAAAGCUGAAACAUAAAGUUAUUUUGAAAGGACAUGCCAGAUCAAAAAAGAAGUCUCGUGUGAAGAUACAUUGCAAAAAAUUAUCAAGACAGCAUCAACCAUCUGAAGAUUACUCUGGCAUCAAAUCUCCAAAGUUACGAAGUUAUUCCACUGUCAGUCAGCCAGAGUUUAAUCAAGAUGAAAAACAACAAGGGGGAGAAGAAGAUAUAGUUCAAGUUCCGUUGGAUGACGUGAUGAGCCAACUGAUAGUGUAUUGUCGUGCAGUUUCUUACAAGCGCGAUGAUCUCAGCCACAACUGCACGGAAAUGCACUCGUUUGGAGAAAACACAAUUUCUGUGAUAGGAGAAAAGUUUCCAAUUGAUGUGUUGUAUCUUACUCGCCGAAAGAUGGUAAGAACUUAUCCACGAGGAUCACGCGUUGAUUCGUCGAAUUAUAAUCCAAUGAACAUGUGGAAACUAGGUGUUCACAUGGCCUCUGUGAACAUACAGAAACCAGAUUUCGGACUCCACAUCAACACUGGAUUCUUUCUAAAAUCGGGUUCUACUGGUUAUGUACUAAAACCACAAGCACUGAUCAGCCAAAAGUCCACCUACCAUCCAUAUUUGACGAGAACACCAAGUGGUGACAAUAUGGAAUCGUUGACGAUAAAGGUUAUAUGUGGCCAGUUUGUGGAAACAGAUAUGUUUUUAAAUCUCCCAAUAUGUGUGGAGUUUGAGACCGUUGGAAUUGAUGGUGACGCACGUAUCUCCUCCACAGAGCCAUGUGAUGAUGGUCAUUUUAACCCAGUGUGGGAGAAGGACACUCACACGUUCAACCUAAUCAUGCCCUCACUGUGUGUGUUGUACAUUAAAGUGCUUGCUGUCUCUCGAGUACACAAAAUGAUUUAUCAAAACUGCUUCCCUGUUGACAUUCUGAAGCCAGGUCUGCGGUACAUACCUCUAAAAACAUUAACUGGCGUAAAUAAAAAAGAAAAUGGCUUGUUCGUAAGACUGACCAUAGAAUAUACCAAGGAGCAAAGGCGACAUGGUAGCGAGUUAAUUGCAUCCAAUGUGGGUGAGAAGACUGACAGGUUCAGACUACAUACUGCAUAAAGUCGCAUAGAACGGUUUUGUAAGGCUGACCAUGGAAUACACAAACGAUCGAAGGCGAAUUAAUUGCAUCCAACGUGGAGUAAAAAAAUUAGUAGGUUCAAAUUACAUACUGCAUGAAAUCAUUUGAAGUGGUUUUUAUGCUGACAUCAUAAAGUGGCUCCUCGACGCCACGAAGUGAUUUCUUAUCAAAAUAAGAAAACCUAUUAUGGUCCCUUUGGAUACCGUUACUUGCUUAUCUUGUGGAACAGCUUGAGAGCAAUGCGCCUAGUGCUUGAAAAUUACACCAAAUGUUCGUCUUUGAUAUACAUUUGGACGCUUUUUUAUGUUUCUAGCAAAACAUUUAAAUUUGUGUGUAGAUAUCCAAACUGAUACACCUGUUUCUUUGUAUCCAUAUACCUUAAAUAAAUUAAAUAGUUUUCAUUUUUUAAAAGAAUUUAUCGUUAAAAUUAGUUCUCUCGAAAAUUAAUUUUCUUGAGGUAGUUCUAUCAAAUAAAUUUAUGCAAAAAUUCACAAAACAAAACAGGAACACCUCUACACAGGAAAAACAUUUGAAAUGAGUUCGGUGUUAUGAUACUAUACACUUAUGUCUUUCUCUUGUUAAAAUUUCAUCUGUUCCUUCUUGAGUGAAAGAUAACAAAAUUUAGUGGCAAAGAUCUCAUGUGUGAAUACAUGGAAAUCUCGAAUAAGCUCCUGAAAUAUUGUUGUUGCAACUAGAUUAAUUGGAUGGUUGUUUUUGAACAUGUUCGUGUCGCCGUCUUAGUUAACAGGCGUUGGGAACGAGUUGGUUUGUUUUAAAAGAGCUAAAUAUUAUACAAAAUAUAUAUAAAUUAUAAUAUAGAAUAAAAUUUAUUUAUUUUUUUUGUAUAUAGCAAUAUAAGUACUUGUUUUGAUUGAAAGUUUGGAAAUAAUAAAAGAGCUUUUAGCGUUCUAAAGAA
Molecule: messenger RNA, 3982 nt
Organism: Hydractinia symbiolongicarpus
Lineage: Eukaryota; Metazoa; Cnidaria; Hydrozoa; Anthoathecata; Hydractiniidae
Product: 1-phosphatidylinositol 4,5-bisphosphate phosphodiesterase gamma-2-like
Exons: 31
Coding region: 183-3047 (954 amino acids)
Biological process (GO): phosphatidylinositol-mediated signaling; lipid metabolic process
Molecular function (GO): phosphatidylinositol-4,5-bisphosphate phospholipase C activity
Source: RefSeq, a predicted model, not a curated record